CUCAUGGGGCCCCCUACUGACCCCGGGCCCUCGGGCAGUGCCCGAGUUUCCAAAUGGUCAGUCCGCCCCUGGACCCAAGGUUUCCUAGCAGAACAUUGGUCAAAGCAUCACAGCUUGCCUUCUACCCAUACUGCAUCCUUGCGUCAUCCCUUGCCAAGGGAAGCCUACCCCACCCCCUGCUAACUUGCCGACCUCCUCACACUCUUCCUACCACUCCAUCCCCCACAGCUAUCUCCUCCUGUGCCACCAUCCCCUCCCUCCUAGAUUGUAAGCUCGAAAGAGCAGAGCCCUCGAUCCCCUCAUGUUUUGCAUUGUAUUGGUAUUAAUCUGUCACAUGUUCUGUCCCCCUCUGUAAUGUACAGCGCUGA
Staurois parvus is the source of this 368-nucleotide messenger RNA. The record is from the annotation of a GenBank genome assembly. NCBI's taxonomy places the organism in Eukaryota, Metazoa, Chordata, Amphibia, Anura, Ranidae.